AUGCCUUAUCAAAAAAACAAAAGAACACCCCCUCACUGUGCUCAUCCAAAAAAAAGAACACCCCCUCACUGUGCCUUAUCCAAAAAAAAGCGUCCCUCUACCACUCACAAAACACCCACAGAACACCCCCUUGCCAUGCCUUAUCAAAAAACAAAAGAACACCCCCUCGCCAUGCUCAUCCAAAAAAAAAGCAUCCCUCUACAACUCACAGAACACCCCCUCACCAUGCCUCAUCCAAAAAAAGACCACCCCCUCACCAUGCUCAUCCAAAAAAAAAGAACACCCCCUCACCGUGCUCAUCCAAAAAAAAAGUGUCCCUCUACCACUCACAGAACACCCCCUUGCCAUGCUCAUCCAAAAAAAAAAGAACACCCCCUUGCCAUGCUCAUCCAAAAAAAAAAGAACACCCCCUCGCUGUGCCUCAUCCAAAAAAAAGAACACCCCCUCGCUGUGCUCAUCCAAAAAAAAAGAACACCCCCUCGCUGUGCCUUAUCAAAAAAAAAAGAACACCCCCUUGCUGUGUCUCAUCCUACAAAAGAUAAUAAGACUCAGAUGGUGAAGACCAAGCAGACAGCUAAGAAGACCACUGGGGGUAGAGCUCCCAGGGUAUCUCUUGCUGGUCUGAAAGCUAGGGAAAAACAUGCUGCCAAGUCAAGCAAGGCCCAUGCUAGGAAGGCCCCUGUUGCCAAGAAGAGAAGGAUGAGGAACUUGGCAAGGAUGGAGGGACAUUGUGGCCUUGUGAUCAGGCAGGUUGCAGAAGGGUAUCCUCAGCCCUAUUUUGGCUUCUACUUGUCAGGCAAGCCAGUCCUGAAACACCCUCUUGUGGUCAUUGGGGGGUUUGAGCAUGCCACCACCUCUGAAGUGGCUGGUAACUCUACUGCCAUUAUCCACCUCCACCUUGAGUCUCUAGAGCUUGGCCAUGCCCCUGUGCAUAUCCUUCACACCAUGUUGCAGGGAUAUUUCAGACAAGACACCUACCACUUCUCACAACUGCCCUUCAACUUUGCCACUGAGGAGUCCAGAGCUGCCUAUGACACUGCAGCAUCAAAGCUAGCUUCAAGUCUGACUACCUUUGCUAAGGUAGUCAUUUUCCUUACUACCCAUACUGAUGAAGACAGGGGGGAUCUGUUCUCUGGAAUGGAGAAUAAGGUUCCAAUAGCCACAGAGGUCUUUGAGUUUCUGCAAGGCCUUCUGUUACCCCUCUCCAACAUUGUCAAGGGUGGAGACCUCAUCUUCUUUCCAAGGUCCAUGUUGCUUUUUGAUGCUGAGAGACUUCAACUAGUCACCACCAUUCCCUUCCUCAUGAGUGUCCUUGACUCCACCCUUUUUCAAGGCUUCCAUGUCCAAAGUGCAGUCAGGCACUCCAACAUCAUCCUGAUGUUGUGGCAGGAGAAGGUAGUGGUGGAGAAAUUUGUCCGGACUGACAAGUUCAUCAGGCCUUGGGGACAACAAUUGCCUGCCCAGUGCCCUCAGUGUUAUAGCAUUCAGAAGUGGGAAGCUGGUUGUUCAGGGCAGACUUAUUCCUAUGAGUGCAAGAAUCCUGGCUGUGGGAAGGACACACAAGGCACAUCUCAGCCUCCCCAAACCUAUACUAUCUGCAUGUCCAAAGGGGCUACCAAACUGACACAGGGAAAGGGGCAAACAUCAUCCUGGCUGUUGGAAUCUUUGUAA
This is a messenger RNA of Pisolithus orientalis, 1671 nucleotides long. RefSeq lists its product as uncharacterized. NCBI's taxonomy places the organism in Eukaryota, Fungi, Basidiomycota, Agaricomycetes, Boletales, Pisolithaceae. Gene Ontology annotation, molecular function: structural constituent of chromatin; DNA binding. Gene Ontology annotation, cellular component: nucleosome. The record is from RefSeq and is a predicted model, not a curated record. Bases 1 to 1671 code for a protein of 556 amino acids. The transcript has 22 exons.